Messenger RNA from Pseudocercospora fijiensis CIRAD86, 909 nucleotides. RefSeq lists its product as uncharacterized. Lineage: Eukaryota; Fungi; Ascomycota; Dothideomycetes; Mycosphaerellales; Mycosphaerellaceae. Bases 1 to 909 code for a protein of 302 amino acids. The transcript has 14 exons. The record is from RefSeq and is a predicted model, not a curated record.
AUGUACUUUCACCCCGGUGUGUACUGUAUGUACAUGUACCGUAGAAAACGUAAUCCUUCGCACUGGACGCUGCGAGAAAGCGGCGCGGCCUUUCGCCUAGCGCUCGCAUCGAGAUGCGGCUCACGCCCGUCGCCCGGCGGCUGCGCUGUUCGAAUUUCACGGCAAGCUAAUCAAUCAAAUCUAGAAUAUCGAAUGGGAAGACACGUCUUAUUGGAAAUUCUAACGCGUACGACCACGGGCUGUGCGAUACUGGAUAGUGUUAUCAUUAUACCUGAGUUACGAUCGGAAAAUCUCAGAUUAUACGGGCCGCUGGUAUCCACUGUCACUCCGAUGUGCGUUGACGCUGUAUAUUUUAUUAGGACCCGCCACGAGGCAGACCGUCCUUGGCAUGUGCUGCUGAAUAUCUGCUUCAGACAGAUCUUAGGAACUGCACCAUCAUCAAUCCAGAAAUCACAGGAUUCCGCUUUCUUCCUCUUCAUCUCCACUCAUAAGUCAAACAAAAAGAUUUUCGAAAUACAAGCCGGCUCAUCUGCCCUCACCCAUCAGCUUGUAUGUAUGUACAUAUGGGAAAAGACAGGUGAGAGGGCUGGCCUCAAUCGAUGGCUCGCGAUUUUUGCUGCAAGGGAGGGCUGGUCGUUUGUUAUUAUUAUUAUCGAGGGAGGACUUGAGGACUUGAGGAGGAGAAUGAUAUGCCUCAAACGAGCGGCGAUAAAAAAUAAAAAGACCCCAUCGGCUCUGAUGAUCGAACUUCCUCUCCUCUCCUCUCUAGCAAAAAAAUAUCCGAUCUUUUCUACCCUCCUCUACCAAUCACACAACCCCCUCCGCAAAAACUUGCCUCCUCUUCUACUAGAAUUUCCCAGCUCUGUGAGUGGUCACACUCCCAUCCCCGCCAACAUUAUUACCAGCUAG